AUGGUUGCCCUAUCACUUAACGCGCUGGUAGCAGCCCUCACCUCCCCACUAGCCCUACACGGCAUCGCCUCCACCAGCAGCACCGCUAGCCCAACCGCGCUCGGCCUGCGUAGCACCACCCCACUGGGCCAUGGCGUACCCCUCCGUAUCAUGCCCCUAGGCGCCUCUAUCACCUACGGUACCGCCUCCACAGACGGCAACGGCUACCGCGCCUCGCUACGCUCCCAAAUCGUCUCUGGCCCGGGCAACCCCGUCAACAUGGUCGGCUCGGAGCAGGUCGGCACCAUGGUCGACAACGACGUGGAAGGGUGGCCCGGGUACCGCAUCGAGCAGGUGCACGAGCAGGCCCUCCUAGCCGCGUCCACCCCGCAGUGGCACCCCAACGUGUUCCUCAUCAACGCCGGCACCAACGAUGCCGCGCAGCACUACCACGUGUCGGCGGCCGGGGACCGCAUGGAGGCCAUGCUGGACGACCUGUGGCGCAUCUCGCCGCGCGCCGUCGUCGUGCUGAGCACCUUGCUGGUCAACCGGAAUGCCUCGACCGAGGCUAACGUGGGUAUAAUCAACACCCAGCUGCAGGCGUUGGCCACGAAGCUGCGUUUCCGCCAGGGGCGCCGGAUCGUGCUGGUGGAUAUGCACAGUGAGGCUGGGCCGGGGACGGCUGAUCUGGUGGAUGGGACGCAUCCGAACGACGGCGGAUAUGUGAAGAUGGCGAAUAUAUGGUUUCAGGGCCUGGUCGUGGCUAGCGAUCUCGGUUGGUUGCUGCCGCCGCAGUGGUUGGACGGUGUGCCCGACGAUGGUGCGGCGACCACUACUGAUACUCCGGAUGAUGCUGCGGAUGAUAAUAGCCCGGUCACCGAUUGA
Messenger RNA from Dichotomopilus funicola, 864 nucleotides. RefSeq names its product carbohydrate esterase. NCBI's taxonomy places the organism in Eukaryota, Fungi, Ascomycota, Sordariomycetes, Sordariales, Chaetomiaceae. The record is from RefSeq and is a predicted model, not a curated record. The coding region runs from base 1 to 864 and encodes 287 amino acids. The transcript is spliced from 2 exons. Gene Ontology annotation, molecular function: phosphatidylcholine lysophospholipase A1 activity.